CUUUAUAAACCAUCAAAUAAUGUUUAGAUUUCUUUGCACAAAGUUCUCCUUGUGAGAGAGAGAGUGUGAUAAAUUUAAGAGAGAGAGAGAAUAUGGUUUCCAGAGUUCACAAGAGAAUAGCCAUGUACAGGAACCUACAACUGCUUCGUUCAAUCAGAUACUCACAUUCGCGCCUUAAAGCCUCAGUGUUACUCGAGCUGUCAGAUUACAUACAAGGUUUAAAGCAAAAACUGGAAGAAUUGAACCAGCUGUUAACGGUGGCAACGGCACGAAAAAUCGCUGACUAUGAUCCAAUGCCUAAGCUUGAAGUUGAAACACAAGAAGAGGCUUUUGUGAUCAAGGUGCUGAGUGAAAGCAGUUGCCAGGGGUUGCUGGUGUUUAUAUUGGAAGCCUUUGAAGAGAUGGGUCUUGAUGUGCUCCAAGCUAGGGUUUCUUGUGCGGACAGCUUCAGUUUAGAAGCCAUCGGAAAUAAUAAAGAGAACAAUGAAGAUACUCACACUUUGGAUGCACAACUAGUUGAACAAGUAGUGUCUCAAGCUAUUCAAAACUGGUGGGAAGUUUCGCAAAUAUAAUUAAUGAUCAAGCACCUAUUGUCAUAAUUAGAAAUUCAUACUAUGCUUGAGUUAAUUUCUUGUAACAAUGUUUACUAGUACUCCUUUAAAUAGGUCGAGAAGUUGGCCUUUAUGAUGAAUAUUUUGAAUACUAUAAGAUAAUGCCACCUCAACUUUCUCGACA
This is a messenger RNA of Glycine soja, 735 nucleotides long. RefSeq lists its product as uncharacterized. The transcript is spliced from 4 exons. Gene Ontology annotation, cellular component: nucleus. The coding region runs from base 93 to 572 and encodes 159 amino acids. Gene Ontology annotation, molecular function: sequence-specific DNA binding; DNA-binding transcription factor activity. NCBI's taxonomy places the organism in Eukaryota, Viridiplantae, Streptophyta, Magnoliopsida, Fabales, Fabaceae. The record is from RefSeq and is a predicted model, not a curated record. Gene Ontology annotation, biological process: regulation of DNA-templated transcription.